AUGUCUAACAUAAGUCAGAAUAUAAUUGACAGAUAUCAAUAUUUAAACAUAUCUCUUAACGAUCUUAUAAGCAGAACAAAUGAAAAAUAUGGUUAUGUUGACAGAAGAAAAAUUAAUAAAACAUUACAUGAAUUGUCUGAAGAACAAAAAUCUAAAAAUCAGAAAGAGUAUGAUAAACGUAAAGAAAAAAAAUAUCUACAAAAUUCUGUAAUGAAAUCAUUUACAAAUACUGAGAGUGUUUUCUCACCAGAUAUUGUUGCAUAUGAUUUAUGUAAAAAUGAUAACCAUAACCAUAAAAAUGAUAAGCAUAUUUUUUGUUUAAUCGAUAAUGUAUAUUUAUGUAAACAGCUUGUCUGUGGUGACUCUAUUAUCGAUAGAAAAGAAAAGGGAAAUUUAAUUUAUCAUUUGUAA
Molecule: messenger RNA, 411 nt
Organism: Dentiscutata erythropus
Lineage: Eukaryota; Fungi; Glomeromycota; Glomeromycetes; Diversisporales; Gigasporaceae
Source: the annotation of a GenBank genome assembly